AUGGAACCCUUUACAAACUCGAGCAGAAUUCUUUUGAACAUAUCUGGGACUAAAUACGAAGUUACUCGAAAAUCCCUUCUUACUCAUCCUAGCUCACGUUUAGGAAAACUAGUAAGUGCAUCUCAAAGCACAAAGCAAGAAGAACUUCAUUUUAAUAGACCACCCAUGUGUUUUGAAUCAAUUCUAGUGUUUUAUCAGACCGGAAAAUUACACUUGCCUCCAAACGUUUGUCCAAAUGUUUUCAAAGAGGAAUUAGAGUACUGGGAAAUAGAUCAUGAACUUAUGGAACAAUGCUGUUUAAUGAAUUACAUGCAGUUUUUAGAAGGUUACAAAACUAAAACAGAGUUCAAGAACAGUAUUAUACAAAGCGACAAAGGUACUUCAAAACCAUGCAGUGGUAAAACUCGUAUCUGGAGGAUUAUUGAUUAUAAGGAAAGAACAUGGUUAGCAAAGGUAAGAAACGAAUGGAAAGAACAUGGUUAG
Messenger RNA from Mytilus trossulus (common blue mussel), 483 nucleotides. RefSeq names its product potassium voltage-gated channel protein Shaw-like. Gene Ontology annotation, biological process: protein homooligomerization; potassium ion transmembrane transport. The coding region runs from base 1 to 483 and encodes 160 amino acids. NCBI's taxonomy places the organism in Eukaryota, Metazoa, Mollusca, Bivalvia, Mytilida, Mytilidae. Gene Ontology annotation, molecular function: protein binding; voltage-gated potassium channel activity. The record is from RefSeq and is a predicted model, not a curated record. The transcript has a single exon. Gene Ontology annotation, cellular component: membrane; voltage-gated potassium channel complex.